This is a messenger RNA of Dermacentor silvarum, 1789 nucleotides long. RefSeq names its product nucleolar protein 58 (gene nop5). The transcript has a single exon. The record is from RefSeq and is a predicted model, not a curated record. Bases 151 to 1767 code for a protein of 538 amino acids. Gene Ontology annotation, cellular component: box C/D methylation guide snoRNP complex; small-subunit processome. Lineage: Eukaryota; Metazoa; Arthropoda; Arachnida; Ixodida; Ixodidae. Gene Ontology annotation, molecular function: snoRNA binding.
UUUGAUUGUGUUCAUCCGCGCGCAUGCUUCCAUGCUCUCUUCAUGUGCCGGCGGUUGUUUUCAUGGCGUCGUGCACGUAGUGCACGUGGUGGGAAAACUUUCGUAGUUUGUUGUGGCUAGUGUCGUUGUGACCGCAGCGAACUUUCCAACAUGUUAGUCCUCUUCGAGUCACCGGCGGGAUACGCCAUUUUCAAGGUUCUAGAUGAAAAGAAGCUUCAAAAGACCGACAAUUUGUUCCAAGACUUCGAGACGCCGGACAAGGCAUCGCGUGUGGUGAAGCUGAAGCACUUCGAGAAGUUUGGAGACAUGACCGAGGCCUUGGCGGCUGCAACGGCAGCUGUCGAAGGUAAGAUGAGCAAAAGCCUGAAGAAAGCGUUGAAGAAGGUUAUAGCCAAGGAAGCGCACGAGAGUCUUGCCGUCGCGGACGCUAAGCUUGGAAACGUCAUCAAGGAGAAGUUCGAUAUCAGCUGUGUCGCCAACAGCUCUAUCCAAGAGCUGAUGCGUUGCAUUCGGUCCCAAAUGGACAGCUUGAUCACGGGACUCCCCAAGAAGGAGAUGACCGCUAUGGCAUUAGGUUUGGCCCAUAGUUUGUCCCGGUAUAAGCUCAAGUUCAGCCCCGACAAGGUCGAUACUAUGAUCAUCCAAGCGGUAUCUCUCCUUGACGACCUGGACAAGGAGCUCAACAAUUACAUCAUGCGUUGCAAAGAGUGGUACGGUUGGCACUUUCCGGAGCUCUCGAAAGUGGUCACGGACAACCUGCUGUACGUGCGUACCGUUCAGACGAUCGGCUUGCGCACCAACGCCAUCGAGACGGACCUGUCCGAGAUACUGCCCGAAGACCAGGAGGCGAAAGUGAAAGAGCUCGCCGAAAUGUCCAUGGGCACGGAGGUAUCCGACGAAGACAUCCGCAACAUACUGCACCUGUGCCGCGAGAUCAUGGAGAUGAGCAGCUACCGCGCCCAGCUGUUCGAGUACCUCAAGAACCGCAUGAUCGCCGUGGCGCCCAACUUGACCAUCCUAGUGGGAGAACUGGUCGGAGCGCGACUCAUUUCGCACGCUGGCUCGCUGCUGAACUUGGCCAAGCACCCGGCCUCCACCGUGCAAAUACUGGGCGCCGAAAAGGCGCUCUUCCGGGCUCUCAAGACCAAGCACGACACGCCCAAGUACGGUCUCAUCUACCACGCGCAGUUGGUAGGCCAGAGCACACAGAAGCUGAAAGGCAAGGUGUCGCGUAUGCUGGCCGCCAAGGCAGCUCUGGCGACCAGAGUCGACGCGCUGGGAGACGACGGAACGGGUACCGAGCUUGGAGUUGAACACAGGGCGAAGCUGGAGACGCGCAUGCGAAUCCUCGAAGAAGGCGGUGGCAACCGAAGAAUCAGCGGCACGGCUCGGGGCAAGGCCAGGCAAGACAGGUACGAACACAAGAGUGUCGUGCGUCAAUACGAGCCGGCCGCUGACUCGACACUGCCCACGACAUCGAUUGCCGGCGCGAAGAGAAAGUUUAAGCAGGAAGAAGGGGAGGAAGAUAACGAGGCGGCCGAUGAUGUCACCGAGCCCAAACCCAAGAAGAAAAAGACCAAGGCAGCAGAGGAGGUGACAGCUGUAACCGAGGCCGAAAGCGAGUCUGUCACCCCCAAGAAGAAGAAGAAGAAGCCGAAGAAGGAAGUUGAAGAGGAGUCCGAGACUCCUGUGCAAGUCAAGAGUGAGCCGGUUACCCCAAAAAAGAAGAAGAAAAAGCACCAGCCUUCUGCAGGUGAUGACGAAUAAAUGAUUGACUCAGUUUUUAAAA